UAUAUAUAUAUAUAUAAGGUUGCAGGUAGAAUGAGCAUCUAUAAUUUUAUUUUUGCAAUGUAUGUACUUAUGCACUUAAGCACAAUGCCAAACUAGAUUUUAGACAAUCAGUAUAUGCCGUUAUAUUCUAAUGUUUUUUUAAAUAGGAAUAAUAUGACUUUUAUAAAUUUACAGACUCUACAAAGAUAUGUGCAUAGAUUUAUGCAUUUUUAAAAGAAACUGCAAUAUUAUAAUAUGCCUUAUGUACUUACGUUUUAUGUACAUAAUUUUUAAAAUUUGAUCAUAUUGUUUAUGAAGUGUUAAAAUGUUUAAUCAUUUUCUCCUUCAAUAUUUUUAAUUUUGGAAAGCUUCCUUUACUCUAAUGAAAAUCUAAGCAAAAGUUUCUUUUCUAAGAAACGUCUUUUUUUUAAUACGCGAUGAAGUCAUAUUGUAAAAAAAUAUUUUGGAUUAAUAUUGAUAUUUAUAUUAAGUUCUUGUAUAAAAACAAAAGUAUAAUUUAUUUGGAAAACAUGGGUUCUAUUAAUAAAAGAUACAGGACUGAGAUAGAAAAAAAAGAUGAAACUCCCUACUUUGAACUAGUUUGCGUGCCGCCAUAUUAUCAAAUAAUAUAUUGUAGUACAUUCAUCUGCGGCUGCUUUGAAAGUUCCGUACCUUGUCAAAUAAAGUUUGUGACAGUAAUGUUGUUAUUUAUUGCAAGUGUUUGAUUUAAAAAGUCAUCAUAGUAUAGUGCUACAUCAAUUUUGUUUGGCCGAUUGAAGUAGACGUACACUCUUGACACGUAUAUCAUGGCGAUCUAUUUCAUUAUUAUCUCAAAGCGUUCAUUUAGAGGUUAACUUGCUCUUCGGGAGAGAGAAAAAUACAAUGAAAAUAUUACGAUAAAAAUUGUGGUGGCUCUUAAUGAAAUUACGUCAAUGACAAAAACUCAACACGUGUAAAAUUAUAGAGGUUCAAUGUACUUUGUUAUUCAUUAGUUCAUUAGGAAUGAAUAGACUCAACACACAUAACCCAAAGUAGUAUUUCAUGAUAUGUAGAUAGAUAAAUAUUUUUUACUUUAUUACUUGUCCAUUUAUAAGUAGCAAAAUGUUGACAGAACAAAUUGUAGUUUCUGAAUCAUCUACCGGCGAUACAUUACCAUUAGGAUUUAUAACCGCUGAAGAUGGUCGAACUCUUUUAGCAGUAGCAGAACACGAAGAUGGUAUCUUAGCAAUUAUGUCAACACCUGUAGCAUUUAUGCAGCAGAAUAAUAUAAUUUCACCAUCAUUAGUUAAGACUAUAGAUGGAAAUAUGAUUGUGCAUCCUCCUAUUUUUCAAAUAAGUAUAGAAGGCAUUGCUGGAAUUCAACAAGGUGCUAUAUUACCAAUACAAACAUUAGAAGCAGUUCCUACUGUUAUGGAAGAUGUACCAAGUUGUGUACAGUCCAUAGUUCCUACAUCAACAGAUUUAGCAAUAAAUAACAAAGAACAAAGUUUUUCUCCCGAGUUUCAUACAACACAAUUUCCUGUUCAGAAAAAUAAUACUAAACGUAAUCCUGGCAGACCAAGGAAAAAUGAAGUCAUCUUGUCUCAUAGCAUAGACGAUAUGAAAUGCAAUGUUUGUGGGCAAGACUUUGAUAAACAAUCUCUAUAUCGGAAACAUAUGGAUCAGCAUGCAGAGGAGAAACCACAUCGUUGUCCAAAAUGUUCUGCAUCCUUUAAUAUUCCGACGAAUUUCACGCUUCACAUGGCAACGCAUAAUACUGGUGAACCAAAAUGUCCUGAAUGUGGUAGAAAAUUUGCUAGAAUGGCCAGUUUAAAAUCUCACAUGAUGUUGCAUGUGAAAGAAGAAAAUCUUUUUUGUACGGAGUGCGAAGAUGCCUUUCCAACGAAAGCUCAACUGGAUGCACACUUAAAGUUACACGGUGAAAAAUCAUUAACGGAGGAAGUGCGAAAGUGUAAGCUUUGCAAUAAACAAUUUGUUCAGCCUGCUUUAUAUAGACUUCAUAUUCGUGAGCAUUAUAAGUUACGGACAAAGAUAGUCAAGCAGACGAAAAAAGGAACGAAACAUAAGAUUAUGUAUAAGUGUACGAUAUGUUUGAAGUCGUUUCAAAAACCUAGUCAGCUAAUGCGUCAUAUUAGAGUUCAUACAGGAGAGAAGCCUUUUAAAUGUACCGUAUGUAGUCGAGCAUUUACUCAGAAAGGUUCUCUACAAAUUCAUAUGUGGCAACAUGAUGGUAUCAGACCUCAUAUAUGUACUCUUUGCAAUGCUAGAUUUAGUCAAAAAGGAAACCUAAAUGCACACAUUUUGAGGGUACACAGUGCUCCAGAAGGAGAAUCCAUAUAUGGAUGUACUUAUUGUCCUUGUAUUUUUAAAAAGCUUGGCAGUCUUAAUGGUCAUAUGAAAAGAAUGCAUUCGAAUUUGGCAGAAGAAACAACAUCAAAAUGCGAAAGUUCUACAGAGGCUGAUAUGCGAGCUACGGUUGAUAGUGUCAUAUCACAGCUAGCAUCCUUGGAAUCUGGCAUUGCUAAUGUAGCAAAUUCUACUCAAUCUGGAGCUACGACUGAAAAUAGAAAUGAUAUUUUACAAGAAGCGUUAAAUAAUAGUGGAUUGCCUAGUAAAGAGAAAAGUUCUUCUAAUGAAACAAUAGACUCGAAAAAAGUAGAAGCAAAAACGACGUACGUUACGUUAUUGGAUAGAGCACCGGACGGUACCAUGAGAAAAUAUUUAACAAUAAAGCAGCGAUGUAUAGGAAAUAUACGAUGGUAUGCAUGCUCUUUCUGUCACAAAGAAUUUAAAAAGCCAUCGGAUUUAAUACGUCAUUUAAGAGUGCAUACUCAAGAAAAACCAUUUAAAUGUUCUUAUUGCUUUCGCUCAUUUGCGUUAAAAUCAACGAUGAUUGCACACGAACGUACUCACACCGGUACCAAGAAAUAUGCUUGUGGUUCGUGCGAUAAAACUUUCGCGUGUCAUAGUAGUCUUACCACUCAUACGAGAUUACAUACAAAGCCACACAAAUGCACUCUAUGUGACAAAUCGUUUAGUUCUAGCGCUGUUUUAAAAAGUCACAUGAAAAGUCAUUCAAAAGGAAAAUCAAAUCUCUCGCCAGAAGCAGAAAGUCUAGUGCCACAAAUCGUUUUACAGGAACCGUUAGUUAUUAGCGAUGCGGGUAAUAAGAUCAGCGUGGCGCAUGUACAAUCAAAACAAAAACAUGUUUAUGACAGUGCAGAUGUUGCAAGACCACACAAAUGUUGGGUAUGUCAUGCGGCAUUUAGGAAAAUUAGUCAUUUAAAGCAACACUAUCGUCGGCAUACUGGAGAACGUCCUUUCAAAUGCACCAAGUGCGAUAGAAGAUUUACGUCUAAUAGCGUUCUUAAGUCACAUUUGCAUACGCACGAUGAUGCAAGACCAUACAGUUGUACUGUAUGUAAUACUAAGUUUUCUACUCAGAGCAGUAUGAAGAGACAUUUGGUGACUCACAGUAACAAAAGACCAUUCAUGUGUCCUUAUUGUCAUAAAACAUUCAAAACUUCUGUUAAUUGCAGAAAACAUAUGAAGAUACAUAAACAUGAACUUGCACAAAGACAAUUAGAACAACAGAAGAAACAACAACAAAUUAAGGAUGUACCAAAGACAUUGAAUAAGGAUAAGGGAACUAUUUUACCAGAGAAUAUAGCACUGUCAGAGGAAAUGGAAGUAUCUUUCCAACCACAAAUGGCACCUGAUUUUGCAUUAGCCUUUUCGGAUCAAUUUCAAAAUAUAACGGAAAAAGAAAAAACGUUUUUAACAACGGACAGAACACAACCGGUUAUUAAUUCAAAUUUAUCUACAAAUUUGUCUACGAUAGAAACAAAUAAUUUAGCGACAUCGCAAACUUUACAUACCGAUGAAACAGCCACUAUUACAAUUCCUAAUUAUACAGGGGAUCAAUCGCUUACGCCUGAAAGUAUACGCGAGAUAGAAGAAACUUUCAAUCAACAACUGUUUAAUAUUGGAAUGAAUCUUGGUUUGGGAAGUAAUCUCUCAAGACCGAUAGAUGAUGCAAACACAAAUACUCUUGAACAAAGGGAACAACCUGUAUUAAAUAUUAUUUAUGACAAUAAUAAAAAUUUAGAGUCAUCCGCAAAUACAAUGUUCACAUCACAAUUUGAUUCAUUUGAUAUUAGUCAGAUUACGUUACAACCUGAUACCGAAAUAGACAUUGGACUGAAUACAGAAAAUUCUGCAAAUAUGGCAAAUAUUUUAACUAGAUCUAUACAAGAGAGACAAGAACUAAGCACUAUCGCUAUUGAAAAUAAUACAAAUGACAAUCAUAUUAAAACACCAAAACAAUUAAUGAUAUUAGGUUCCAAACAAACUGGAUCUGAUGCUUUAAAACUGCCACAGUCUUGUUCGAGAUAUCCGAAAGUUAUAGCUAAAGCGGAUACGACAGAUACAACGGAUAUCGAAAUUAUGAAUCUAACGAACAGUGCAGAAAUACAAAUGAUAAAUGAUUGUAAUAAAAAACAUCAAGAAAACAUCGUAUGUCACGAGCAUGGAAAUAAUACUUUACAUUUAAAAUGCGAUUUAAACAACGAAAAUUUUCAAGAUACGCUACAAUUAAAUGCUCAUUCAAAAUUACAUUCCCCGUCGAACAUCAUUUACGCGGAUAUUAAUGGAUGCAGCAUUCAAUGUGACUCUUUACUUCAGUGUCAUAUAUGCAGUGAACAAGGCUUUACUACAGAAGAAUUAAAGGAACAUUUACAAACUCACCGUGGAACGAAAGGCUUCCAAUGUACAGAAUGUUCUCUUAAAUUUUGUACUAGUGGUGGACUUAGCAGACAUUUAAAAUUACAUAAAAAUAAAGAACAAUGGAAGUGUACAAUCUGUCAACAAGUUUUUGUUAGCAAAGUCCAAUUGAGAUCUCAUAAUAAAAUGCAUGAUAAUAAUCUUAAUGCAAGCUCGUUAGAAUCAGACAAAUCGCAGAAAGAAAAUAUUUCUAUCAAUAAAAGUCUUUCCAUUGAUUCUACUUCAAAUAAUAAAAUUUCUUUUGAUAGUAAAACUCUAUCAAAUAACUCCAUCAAAUUGGAUGAAAAGAUUUCUUUAGAUGAUAAAAUGGGCACUGAUUCGUCAGUAUCAGAAAAAGUUCUUUUAGACACGGUAGCAGAAAAAAAGAUCAUGGAUCAAAUAGAUGGUAGUGUAGAAAAAAAAGAAACAAAACAGUAUAUCAAUAAAUGUAAGUACUGUCCGAAAACAUUUCGCAAACCAAGCGAUCUUAUAAGACAUAUUCGGACACAUACCGGUGAACGACCGUACACGUGCGAUCAUUGCAGUAAAAGUUUUGCAGUGAAGUGUACAUUGGAUUCUCAUAUGAAAGUUCAUAGUGGCAAGAAGACGUUUUGUUGUCAUGUUUGCAAUAGUUUAUUUGCUACAAAGGGUAGUUUAAAAGUUCAUAUGCGAUUACAUACUGGUUCUAAACCAUUUAGAUGCCAGAUUUGUGAUUUAAGAUUUCGAACUUCAGGUCAUAGAAAAGUACAUUUAUUGAAACAUGUGAGACAGCACAAAGGUAUCACUAAGCGAAAACAAAAGCACAUGAAAGUUUCUGCUGUAGCUGAAGCAAGUCUUGAUUUAGAAAAAUCGGUUGAAAGUGUAGUGCAUUUAGUAACAACUGAUAAUGAUGUAUCUACAUCGUCAAAUGUUGAUUACUCAAACCUUGACGCAAUCAGCAUUGACACCAAUAAUUUAGUCAAUCAGAUUAAUUUGAAUAGCGAUACAAUGAUAUUGAAUAAUAAUUCAAUUGUGUCAUUAAAUGAGAAUAAUCAAUUAGUAGCAAAUUUGCAUUUCUUAUUAGCAAAUGGAUUUGUUACUAUUCAAACGGAUGAUACCUCGCCACCAACAGUAACAGCAGCAGCAGCAGCACCAGCAGCAGCACCACCAACAACACCAGCACCGCCACCACCACCACCACUAGUACCUAUUUCUGAUGCAAAUAUUAUUCAGAAUGAGACUAAAUUAUCAGAAUUCGUUAAUGGUGCACCUAUACAGGAAUCUUAUAUUGACACAGGUACUAAACACGUCGUUAUUACAAAUGAAACAUCAACAAGGACAGCCCUGCCAACUACCCAUGUUUCAACAGAGCCGAAUACUGAUAUAAGUAUAACACAAUUAGAAUAUACAAAUCCUGCAACGAUUAAAACAGAAGAAACAAUAAAGAAGCAAACAAAUAAGAGCAAUUCAUCAAAACAGAGAGCAUGUGAUAUUUGUGGAAAAACGUUUAUGAAGCCAUAUCAAGUAGAAAGACAUAAACGAAUUCACACAGGUGAACGUCCAUUUAAGUGCGAAUUAUGUACCAAAUCAUUUGCUCAAAAGGCAACAUUACAAAUGCAUCAAAAACAUCAUACAGGUGAUCGACCACACGCUUGUCCAUGCUGCGAAUUUACUUUUUCUCAAAGAGGAAAUUUACGAACACACUUAAGACGUGUUCAUCGAUUGGAUCUUAUCAGUGCUAAAAAGUUGAAAACAAGUCAACAAGUUUUAAGUGCUAAACUAAUACAAAAUAAUAUAGGUGAAACAAAGAUUCUAAGUUUAGAUGAUAUUGCCUUUGUCCAGUUUGUAAAAUAAUUUUUAAUAUAGACUAACAUUUUUAAAUGCUAAAUACGCUUAAAAUCCUCAAUACUGUCCGAGAAGUCGGACAUAUUACUUUUCACUGCUCUUAUCAUGAAAGAUUUAACAAAUAAAAAAGGAAAGAAAAAGAAAAAAAAAAGAAAAAAAAAGAAAGAAAAAGAAAAAGAAAAAAAAAUAUUAGACUGAUCUCUCUGUGUCUUUGCAUUGAGAAAUUUUUUAAAACUCUGUGAUGUAUAUAUCGUGUACAUUGAUAACACUAAAAUAGUAAAGUUAUAUUCUGUGGUUUAAUAGAAUCCUUUAUAUUAUUGAGAGUCAGUUAUUAUUCUAAGUGUUCUAACUCUAAACCUAUCUGGUAUUACUAAGAUACAAGAAACUUUCUUUGAUAAGUUGUAUUAUCUUUAUUUGAUACAUAAAAAUAUAACUUGUACAUAAGUUACUACUGUUUGUAAUAAAAUAUGUCAUUAUAGAAUUAAAAUUAGCAUUUAUGUGUGGAAAAUUUUUGAGGUAUAAACGAUCAAUGAACAAAUAAAAUUAAUGUUUAAAAUUGCAUUUAACUGCAAUGUUUGGACAACCAUCAGGAUGAUUUUCAUGAAACCAACAAGGUUUUACUUUUACUGGAUGUGUAGCAUUAGUUUUUCGUUUUUUUUUAACAUUAAUAGGUGUAAUUCCAGGUAUUCUAAACUGUACUCUUCCUUGAAUUACAGAAAAUAUGUGACCAUUA
Messenger RNA from Vespula pensylvanica (western yellowjacket), 7297 nucleotides. RefSeq names its product zinc finger protein 236-like. The transcript is spliced from 19 exons. The record is from RefSeq and is a predicted model, not a curated record. Gene Ontology annotation, cellular component: nucleus. The coding region runs from base 1081 to 6573 and encodes 1830 amino acids. Lineage: Eukaryota; Metazoa; Arthropoda; Insecta; Hymenoptera; Vespidae.